AUGCAUGAAGGACGAGGAUUCGCGGCCGAGCGAGGAGCCUCGGCAUUAGGAGCCAUGGAAGUGCACGCCGACCUGCGUCCGAUCCUCGGUCCCGACCUCGUCCGUCUGGAUCCCAUGCGCAUCAAGCAGCUCCAGUCAGUUGUUUUCAUCACUCCUCAAUUAGACAAAUCGGAAAGUAAUUGAACCAGUUAUCGUCCAAAAACUGAAUUUAUUUCAUUAAUUUCGUUUUUGUGAAAAUCAUUUUAGGAAAACUCAUUUUAAUAAGGCCAAAGCCAAAGUAAAACGCGAAGGAAGGAACUUGGUCUGCUAAAUAAAUGGUGAGCCAUUCCCUAAAGUACUAAUUCAAAAGACCGUUUUCAAUACUUCGAGACAUCUACUAACCAAGAAAAUUAAACGGCAAACGCCAUUAGAAAAACAUCUCUCACUAAAUCAAAAGUGUCAGGGAAAUCGAAAAGAACGGUUAUUCAAUUAAAUUCCUUUCGAUUUUCAAUUGGAUUCUCUCUCAAGUGGUACUUUCUACUUUUACAAUUCGUUUUACUCUUUCAAAGAAGUUUUUGACUUCAAACGACUUGAAGAAAGUAUGAUCAAUAUCGGGAAAAAUAUCCAUUCGCAAUCCCUAAGAAAGACUGUCGAGAUAAACGCGAUGUCGCUGGCGGUACAUUAACGAGCUCGGAAACAUCUCGCUUCGUCUUCGGCGGAUUCAGGCGCGACCUCACAUUUUUCUAGGCUUCGGAAAUUUUAAAAUGGGUGAGGAAAUCGAGAUAAAUGUAGGGUGGCGCCUAGAAAAACGCGAGAUGUUUGCGAGUUCGUUGAUAUCCCGCCACCGAUCUCGCGCCAGACUCGGCAGCUAUCUUUAGUGAUUGCAAUGGAGAACUAGGGAUUCCUUUUUUGCAAAACCGUCAGAAAAGUAGAAGGGAAAAAAGGAACUUCAACUUCUUGCAGAUCACAAGUUGUCUACGAUGCGAUCGACGAACUGGCCAAAGGCUCGGCCCAGUGUAUGCAGCUCCGAUCGCCCCUCACUACCUGCGCGAAACUCAUCGAUUCGGACAACACCCUUUAUCUCAGCUGGAAAUACGACCAGUGCGUUCGGAUUCUCAUCUGAAUCGGAGCCUCGAAAACGUUUCAGAGACGAAGGCGUCAGCAAACUUCUAGGAUUUGCCAAGGUCGGCAGAAAGAAGCUCUUCCUCUACGACGCCCAGAUGCAAACCUACGAAGGCGAGGUAGUUGAACUCUUGAUCCGAAAGAUCAGGGAUCGCAGAUCCUGUGUCUGCUCGACUUCUACGUGCACUUCUCGGCACAGAGACAAGGCGUCGGCAAGGCCAUCAUCGACUACAUGCUGCAGAACGAGCACGCCCAGCCUUAUCAGGUGCGAAUCUUUGUCUGAAUCUUUACAAUCAGCGCAGCUGGCUCUGGACAAUCCCUCGGUGACGUUGCUGGGAUUCAUGAGUCAGAAGUUCGACCUGAAGAAGCCCGUCUGGCAGAACACCAACUUUGUCGUUUUCGAUGAGUUGUUCCAAGUGUACGCCGAGAACGGAAUGAGUGAGAGAGCAUCAGUAACAGUUGCUGAUAGCCGGAAUUGAGACGCGAAGACGCCUCCGGAAGGUUGGCGACGGCCGCAAACUCCACGCAGAAUCGGAACUGGAGCGACGGACACACGUUGGCUCGAGCACGCCAUCAGCGGACAUCCGUCCAAGGUUCUGCCUCCCGUUCACCGCUUUCGAAAUGCGUAGCCGAGCUUCAGGGAAACGCGAUGAGUGCUCCUGUCGAGGCUGACCAGACGCCUCAAGGAGCUUUGUCCAACCGCGCUCAUCAGGCCAAGACUCGGAAGGCGCACAUCCUCUCGAGCAAGCCUCUUUGGUAG
Molecule: messenger RNA, 1861 nt
Organism: Caenorhabditis auriculariae
Lineage: Eukaryota; Metazoa; Nematoda; Chromadorea; Rhabditida; Rhabditidae
Source: the annotation of a GenBank genome assembly